This is a messenger RNA of Penicillium chermesinum, 1233 nucleotides long. RefSeq lists its product as uncharacterized. NCBI's taxonomy places the organism in Eukaryota, Fungi, Ascomycota, Eurotiomycetes, Eurotiales, Aspergillaceae. The record is from RefSeq and is a predicted model, not a curated record. The transcript is spliced from 5 exons. The coding region runs from base 1 to 1233 and encodes 410 amino acids. Gene Ontology annotation, cellular component: plasma membrane; fungal-type vacuole membrane. Gene Ontology annotation, biological process: transmembrane transport. Gene Ontology annotation, molecular function: transmembrane transporter activity.
AUGACAUUGGCUACGAAUAACAUCAUUGUUGGAUCUCUAGGGUCAUUCGUUAUGGGACUUCGCUUCGCAGAUGCCGCAUUCUGUGCUAUUAUCGGAUGUUUACUAGGAACUUGCACGGUGGGAUACAUCAGCACAUGGGGCCCUCGAAGCGGAGCUCGUACUCUGAUCGCAACUCGAUACUUCAUGGGGUACUAUCCCAGCAAAAUCUGCUGUUUUCUGAAUAUUUUCACCAAUAUCGGCUACAGCAUGAUGAACUGCGUUAUUGGAGGCCAGAUUCUGUCCAUGGUCUCUGGAGGCAGACUGUCUGUGAUCGUAGGGGUGGUGAUAGUAUCCAUCUGCAGCUGGUCGAUGGCUAUGUUUGGCAUGAAAGUGUUCCAGAUCUAUGAACGAUGCGCAUGGGUCCCCCAGCUCAUGGUGCUGUGCGUCAUGCUGGGCUCUGCAGCACCUCAUUUUGAUUUCGACGUCCAUACAGAUUACUCGCCAGGGCAUCUCAAUGCCAAGCGCCUCACCUUCGUAUCGCUCAGUCUAUCUACCGGCCUUGCAUGGGCCCCUCUGGCCGCCGACUACUAUGUCUACUACCCGCCCCAUAUCAAGCGCUGGAAGACCUUCAGUGUGACCGUUCUAGGGAGCUUCAUGGCCAUGGCGUUCACCAUCAUUCUCGGCAUUGGGUUAGGGACAAUCCUGGCCAGUUCUCCGGCCUUACUCGCCAAGUAUGGAAACAGCCCGGGAGGCUUGAUGAUGACUGCCUACGACUCGCUCGGCGGACUCGGAAAGUUCUGUGCCGUGAUCAACGUCCUGGCGCUGGUUGCCAACAACACGCCUGGCGCGUAUUCCAUGGGCAUGAAUUUCCAGAUGUUGGGCGGUGUAUUCCGGAAGGUGCCCCGGUCGGUCUUUACGACCGUCGCUACUGUUGGCUUCCUGCCUCUCAUCGGAUACUGGGUUAUUAUGUGGCUUGUCAUUGUUCUGGAGGAGGAUAUCAUUUUCCGUCGAAAGAUUGAAUAUGAUUGGUCCAAGUGGAAUAGCCCACCGCACUUACCUCUGGGGGCCGCCGCUACGAUGGCCUUCAUGAUUGGGUGGGCCGGCGCUGUCAUUGGCAUGGACCAAGCUUAUUACGCUGGUGUUAUUGCCGAAGCCGCCGGGGGCUCGGAUUUGGGCCUGUGGGUGGGGGCUGGCUUCACAGCGGCGAUCUUCCCACCAUUGAGACUCCUCGAACGGUGGUUCAUGGGACGCUAG